GUUUUUGUCACACCAAGCGGCGGCUUUCUCUCUCUCUAUCACCAUGUCGCUCUGUGUCAGCUAAAAACAAAGGAAUUCAAGUAUGUAAACAUUGUUGAGAGAGAAUUUGCAGCUAGGCCACGUGACUUCACCACUACGUCUCAGAACUUCAUGUUGACCAUCUCCCCUCAUCAAAGAAGGCUAUAGCCCAUAGGAUUCGUGUUGGUUGAACACGUGUGAGUCAGAGGACUCUACACAACAACUCGGUCUAGUAUAAAUGAAUAAACACUUUCAAUAGAUUGAACAGACAUACUCUUAAUUAUCUCUUUCUUCCUCCAUGGCCACUUCGACCACUCUUCCUUUAUAUGAAAGAAUCCAGCGCAAAAACACCGUACAAAGAAUCUUUGAUGUCAUAAUCUUCUUCCUUCUCCUUUCUCUCCUUGUUUAUCGCCUUCUCUUCCUCAACGACCAUGGCCUCACUUGGCUGCUUGCCUUCCUAUGCGAGUCAUCCUUCACCAUCGCUUGGGUUCUCAUCAUCAACACCAAAUGGAAUCCCGUCGAAUACAAAACGUACCCGGACCACCUCUUACAACGGACAAUCGAGCUUCGGUCGGUGGAUAUGUUUGUGACAACUGCUGACCCUGUUCUUGAACCUCCUAUCAUCACCAUAAAUACUGUGCUCUCUUUGUUGGCAGUUGAUUAUCCACCUCACAAGCUUGCUUGCUAUGUUUCCGAUGAUGCUUGUUCUCUUCUCACUUUUUACUCUCUUGUCGAGGCUUCAAAGUUUGCCAAGCUUUGGGUUCCAUUUUGUAAGAAGUACGAUAUUCAAGUUAGGGCUCCUUUUAGAUACUUUUCCAAUGACACCCUAUCAUCCAGUGAUAUCUCUUGGGAAUUCCGACAAGAAUGGAUGAGGAUCAAGGAUGAGUACGAGCAACUUGGACAGAAAAUUCAGCUUGCAGCCCAAAACUCAGUGGCGUGUACGGGGGAAUUUGCAGAAUUUGCAAAUGUAGAACGUGAGAAUCAUCCAAGUAUUAUCAAGGUUAUAUUGGAGAACAAGGAGGAUCUUCCAGAUAGGGUGCCACAUUUGGUUUAUAUGUCUAGGGAGAAGCAGCAUACGCAUCUACAUAAUUACAAAGCGGGUGCCAUGAAUGUCCUGACGAGAGUCUCUGGAUUGAUAACAAAUGCUCCCUAUAUGCUUAACGUAGACUGUGAUAUGUUUGUCAACAACCCAAAAGUUGUUCUUCAUGCAAUGUGCCUACUACUAGAUCCCAAUAGUGAAACGGAAAUUGCGUUUGCUCAAUUCCCACAAGUGCUCUAUGAUAGAUUAAAGGAUGAUCCCUACGGCAAUCAGAUGGUGGUUUUCUUCGAAUAUAUGGUACGUGGAAUACUAGGAAUUCAAGGAGUGUUUUACAACGGAACAGGUUGUUUCCACAGACGGAAAAUUAUAUAUGGUCUAUCCCCAGAUAAUGUAGAUUCGGUUGAUGACAAAUUGGCUGAGGAAAUCCUUUCAAAAUUUGGGAGUUCAAAGAAGUUGAUCGAAUCGGCUGCUCAUGCUUUGGAAGGGAAGACAAAUCUGGCUUACAAUCUUAAGGACUCUAUUAUUGAAGAAGCACACAGAGUCACUAGUUGCGAGUACGAAUAUGGUACUAGCUGGGGUACAAAGUUGGGUAUGAGAUAUGGAUCGAUGACAGAAGAUGUCUUAACUGGACUAUCAAUCCAGAGAAGGGGUUGGAGGUCAGUCUAUUGCACACCUGACCCUCCAGCCUUUUUAGGGUGUGGUUCCGGUGGUGGUUCUUCCGCAAUGACCCAACAGAAGAGGUGGGCCACGGGCUUGCUUGAAAUUCUAUUAAGCAAAAAUUGUCCCAUAUUUGCCACCCUCUUCGGGAAGCUCCAACUUAGGCAGUGCUUGGUCUAUUUGUGGAUGUUCUUGUGGGGGCUACGCAGCAUUCCUGAGUUAUGCUAUGCUACUCUUCCAGCGUAUUGUAUCAUCACCAACUCUUUCUUCUUGCCAAAGGUCCAAGAACCAGCAUUCUAUGUACUAGUUGCUGUCUUUGUCAUUUACAACCUAUACACUUUAUCCGAGUACCUACGAACUGGCCAGUCAAUCCGAGCUUGGUGGAAUAACCAAAGAAUGGCAAGAAUUAUCAGCAUGAAUGCAUGUUUUUUCGGAUUUUUGAGUGUCAUGUUCAAGCUUUUAGGAAUAUCAGAGACAGUCUUUGAGGUGACAAAAAAAGACCAAUCUAGUGAUGUUGCAAAUGAUGAUAAUGCUGGCAGGUUCACCUUCGACGAGUCCCCAAUUUUUGUGCCUGGCACAACCAUUUUGCUGCUACACUUGACUGCACUCAUUGCCAUCUUCUUCAAGUUGCAACCACCGGCUCAUGAUGGGCAUGGGUCAGGGUUAGGAGAGGUGUUGUGUAGUGUGUGGUUGGUGCUAUGCUUCUGGCCAUUUUUGAAAGGGCUGUUUGGGAAAGGGAAGCAUGGAAUUCCCAUGUCCACCAUAUUCAAGUCAGUUGCUUUGACAUUACUUUUUCUGCACUUGUGUAGAAAGACCACUAUCCGUUGAGCCCUUGUUCUCCCACC
Corylus avellana is the source of this 2559-nucleotide messenger RNA. RefSeq names its product cellulose synthase-like protein H1. NCBI's taxonomy places the organism in Eukaryota, Viridiplantae, Streptophyta, Magnoliopsida, Fagales, Betulaceae. Gene Ontology annotation, cellular component: membrane. The record is from RefSeq and is a predicted model, not a curated record. Gene Ontology annotation, molecular function: cellulose synthase (UDP-forming) activity. Gene Ontology annotation, biological process: cellulose biosynthetic process.